Molecule: messenger RNA, 462 nt
Organism: Alosa sapidissima (American shad)
Lineage: Eukaryota; Metazoa; Chordata; Actinopteri; Clupeiformes; Clupeidae
Product: nucleolin-like
Exons: 2
Coding region: 1-462 (153 amino acids)
Source: RefSeq, a predicted model, not a curated record
AUGAAUCACCUCUUCAGCCAUGAAUCACCUCUUCUGCGAAGGGAAUAUCACUUACAACUUUCUGAGGUGACGACAUGUCUGACCAUCCUAGCUCCCCUGUUGCCCAUGUUCCGUUACUAUAAACAUCCGCAGGACAGCACAGGAGCUGGCCAAAGGGUGGGCAUAAUGUACACAGAAAGUAAAGCGGAGGAGAACAAAAAUACAUUGAAAGGUCUUGAGGAAGAGGACUCCGAGGAAGAGGACUUUGAGGAAGAGGACUCCGAGGAAGAGGACUCCGAGGAAGAGGACUUUGAGGAAGAGGACUCCGAGGAAGAGGACUUUGAGGAAGAGGACUUUGAGGAAGAGGACUCCGAGGAAGAGGACUUUGAGGAAGAGGACUUUGAGGAAGAGGACUUUGAGGAAGAGGACUUUGAAGCCUUAUAUCCCGUUGAAAGGGACAAUAAGUUCAAAUGUCCUCAUUAA